Molecule: messenger RNA, 1560 nt
Organism: Mucor velutinosus
Lineage: Eukaryota; Fungi; Mucoromycota; Mucoromycetes; Mucorales; Mucoraceae
Exons: 8
Coding region: 1-1560 (519 amino acids)
Molecular function (GO): monooxygenase activity; oxidoreductase activity, acting on paired donors, with incorporation or reduction of molecular oxygen; iron ion binding
Source: RefSeq, a predicted model, not a curated record
AUGGAUUACAAUCACGUUGUCAAACAACUUGAGAAAACCUCCCAUCAAGCAGUCGAAUAUCUCUCCAAUCGAUCCAAUCUGGAAGAAAUUGGCAAGAUCACCGCCAUUUCAGUAGCCACCUAUGUUGUUGCAAAUAAAUUAUACAAUGCCUACUUUGGGCCCUUGAGUAAUAUUCCUGGUCCUUUUUGGAGUAGAUUCAUUGAAUUCCCCAAAUUUUAUUACAAUAGACCUAAUGGAACAGGUUACAAGGCCAUCUUGCGCUUCCAUGACAAAUAUGGCGAUGUCGUUCGCUUGGGCCCUGACAUUGUCGCUGUUGCAGACAAGGAUAUGAUUAAGCAAGUCUUGGUUACGGAUGAUUUCCCUAAAGCUGCCAUCUACGAAGUCUUUCAAAAGAAAGGCGCUCAUACUUUGUUUAGUACUACAGAUGCAGCCUGGCACAAGAAGCGAAGAAGAGUCGUUUCUCCCGCCUUUUCCAUCAAAUAUCUCAACUCUUUAGAGCCUUUCAUGACCACUGUCACCGAGUCAUUGGUACACAAGAUCGAUAGCGAAAUUGCUCAAGAUCAUGACGACUUGAAUUAUGGUACAGUUGAUAUCUGGAAUUUGGUGCAACGUCUUGCCUUGGAUGUCAUUGGCGAAACUGCAUUUGGCCAAACAUUCAAUAUGGUCGAAGACAACAAACAUUUUGUCCCUUCAGCCAUUUCUCAAGAAAUGAGAAACAGUGCUAUCAGUGUCAUGUACCCAACACUUUCCAAGCUCUUUUUGCCAAACGGUGGUAAGACAAACCCCAGAUUACAAAAGUUCCUUACUGGUGUCAUUGAAGAUCGUUUACACAAAACUGAAGGCGAAAAGCGAAAAGAUAUCCUUCAAUUCUUGAUUGAUGUUCAACAUGCUGCUGAAACUGAUGAUAGCUUGACGGCUGAAUCCAUCAUGGCAGAAACUGUCUUGUUCCUGAUUGCUGGUUCAGAGACUACAAGUAACUCGAUCGGUUUCUCCCUUAUCAACCUUUUGCGUAACCCUGACAAACUCAAAAAGCUGUAUGAGGAGCUAGAUGGUGUGGAGCUGGAACAAGGUCAAAUAGUAUUCCAUCAUGAGCAACUCAAACAUCUCCCUUACCUUAAUGCUGUCAUUCAAGAAACUCUACGUGUCGAUAGUAUUGCUGCUGCUGGUCUUUCAAGACGUGCACCUAAAGAUGUCAUGCUUGGUGGCCGUGUAUUUGUUCCAAAGGACACAACUGUUGUUUGUAGUUUGUAUUAUGUCCAAAAGAGCGAUAAAUAUUACCCUCAUGCCAGCGAAUUCAGACCAGAGAGAUGGAUUGAAGGUGAAGAUCAGGAUGAAAAGAACCAACUGGACGCAUUCUUUUCAUUCAGUGCUGGAUCAAGAAACUGCAUUGGUAAAAAUUUUGCCUUGCAAGAAAUGCGUAUCGCCAUUGCCACCUUAUUAAAGACAUUUGAAAUCCAAGCUAUCGAACAAGAAAUGAAGGACACUGAGGACCGUAGACAGUUCAUCACAUUAACUGUUCCAAAGAAUAGAUUCAACAUCAAAAUCAAGCGUAGAAGUUAA